AUGGCGGCCAACACCACAUCCACCACCAGGCUCACAGCUACACCUGAGCGACGGCUCCGACUCGUCUUUGCCGGGGUCUGUGGCCUCGUCCUGCUGGUGGGGCUUCUGGCCAACGGGCCGAUGCUGCUGGUGGUGGGCUGGGGUCCGGGCGCCCCCCCACCACUCCUCACCUUGACCAACAGCCUCAUGGCGAGCAUCACGCUGUCUGACCUGCUCUUCCUGGCCUGGGUGGUGCCCGUGGUCCUUCUGAGCUUCCUGCGGCAGGACUGGUGGCUGGGCCCCACCAUCUGCACCAUCAGCCAGGCUGCCAACAACGCCACCAUGUUCUGCACCUUCUAUGGCAUGGUGGCCAUGGCUCUUCUGUGCCACGUGGCAGUGGCCUGGCCUGACGUGGCCCUCCCGUCUGGCCUGGGUGCCCACCUGCUGUUCUGUGUCCUGGGCCUCACCGCAUCGCUACCCAACUGGCUGUUCCAGCGAGUGGUCGUGGAGGAGGAGGCCCAGGCCUGCCUCUUGCUUCUGAACCCUGCUCAGACCUCCUGCUACUUCACCCUGCUGGGAGCCCUGGCCUUCCUGCCUUGCAUGAUGAGGCUGGGCUGCCCUUUCAGCCACCUGGGCUGGCUCCUGUGGAGACAUACCCGUAGCCCCAGGGGGUAG
Molecule: messenger RNA, 654 nt
Organism: Balaenoptera ricei (Rice's whale)
Lineage: Eukaryota; Metazoa; Chordata; Mammalia; Artiodactyla; Balaenopteridae
Product: pyroglutamylated RF-amide peptide receptor-like
Biological process (GO): neuropeptide signaling pathway; cellular response to glucocorticoid stimulus
Cellular component (GO): neuron projection; membrane
Molecular function (GO): somatostatin receptor activity; neuropeptide binding
Source: RefSeq, a predicted model, not a curated record